Messenger RNA from Annulohypoxylon maeteangense, 5709 nucleotides. Its product is annotated as WD40 repeat-like protein. Gene Ontology annotation, molecular function: protein binding. The record is from RefSeq and is a predicted model, not a curated record. Bases 351 to 5351 code for a protein of 1666 amino acids. NCBI's taxonomy places the organism in Eukaryota, Fungi, Ascomycota, Sordariomycetes, Xylariales, Hypoxylaceae. The transcript has 3 exons.
GAAGAAUAGCCUGGCUCCCCUAGAAUGCUGCACGGACUUACACACCUACCUACUGGAACCUAAAUAAUAUGUGACAUGCCACCUGUUGAAAUUGUCAACGUAGGUGCCCAAGCAAGAGCAAUAUUGAAAUAAUAAAGCCUUGGAUAAGACAACAGGGCCUGUUCCGAUUCGCACCUCGACAUUGUUCACAAUCUUAACGCUUUAUGAGAGUGGCAUAGCCUUGACUAUAAGCUGCGCAUCAACUUGGAACCUAUAUGUUACCUAGGUAAUUCAUUUUUAGAUCUUUUUACCUAUCUGUCUAUUCAGUACACCGAUUCCUCUUCUCGGUAAGCUAUACUCGGGAUUAUUGAAUGAAUUCAGAGGAUAUUUCUGGGCGAAACAUCACAACGAUGAGUGAUCGGGACGAGAAGAAAGAGAAAGGGAUAAGAAGGGGGAUAAGAAGAUUAACGGCGGGAUUUGGAAUCAAAAGACAGUCCAAGAGCGAAAAACAGAAGUUGCUAUUAUCAACUAGAGAUACACCAAGCCCUGAUAUUCCCCAUGAGAUCCGUGAGAUUCCAGCGGGGAUCUCAACGCCUCAGACUGUCGAGAUAGAACCCCAGAUCUCACCCAGCCCGAUUGUCAAGAGCAGGGAAAUACUGCAACCAGAGCCAACAGAAGAAGCCCUGGGUCAGCAGGAUCAGCAGAAUAGCACUGUUCAGCUUGCAAUAGAAAGUCCAGAACAGUCUAUAAAGUCUCAACCUCUAGUGGCAUCUGACCCAGAUCCGAGCAAUAUACUAGAGAAGCCACCGGAGCCUAUAUUGCCACAAGUCGUCGAGGUUCAGACGACGGGAAAAUCCCCCUGGGAUGAAGCAUAUGAGUCCCUCCAAGAGAAAAAUUCCAGACUCGUGCUUUGGUAUGAGACAAUAUUAUCUCCAAAUCUAGGGAAGUCUGUUCCAGACCUGCCGCCACAAAGCACAUCUUCUGACACGUUUGCAAACCUGAUCGACAAAAGAGACUGGAAAUCUAGGCGUGGCCAAAUGAAAGAGCUUUUCGAUCUCUGGCUUCAGGGUGAAGGUGGCAGCAGUCAUAAUAACGGCAUAUCGCUUGGUGAUAUUAUCAAGAACACAGUCUCAAUGACGCCGGCAGAGGCAGUGCCUGCAUGGGUUGCUAUAUCUUAUGCAGCAUCGGAGGUAGUUCUACAACCAACUAAAGAGAAUAUCGAUGACUGCAAGGGCCUUAUUUACAUCGUAUCUAGGAUGGAAUGGUACUGCCAUCUGCCAAGAUUGCUCGACGAGGAUGCAGAAGACGACGCAGCGUCCGCGGAUCUCAAAAAACGGAUCAUCUCGCUCUACGCGGCCAUAUUAUCUUACUUGAUGACCGUCGUAUGUUCCCGCCUUGGAAAUCUUACCUUUGGGACACCUAGCAACAGCAUCUUCCAAUCUCGGCGAAUAGGAUUAAAUACAGUGAAAGAUACGGAGAACGCCUUGCCAAUUUUCAAUGAGGAUCGUGUAAAAGAGCCGCUUGAAGGGUUCUUGGGGGCUAUCAGCGCUAAACCGUCGACUUCAGAGGAUGUUAUUCGCCAACCGAGUCCUUCAUAUUCUAAAACGCCGCUCUUCGACAACCUUAAGGUGAUCGACCCCAGACUCAGUCUUCCAGCUGCCAGAGAUUAUCCUGGUCAUCAACUCUAUAAAAAUCUGUCGUCAACUACGAAAUAUAGGUGGUUCCAGAACUGGGAUGUUAUUACAGAGCCAGAGAAUUGGUUGUUCUGGGUUCGGGGCGAACAUAAUCAGGGUAAGACCAUGCUCCUUACGGGGGCUGUGCUGUCACUACUAUCAGCAACAAGCCAAGAACAAUCCGGUGGUUGUUUCGUAUCCUUCUUUUUCUUUGAUCGUGCAAGAGCAAAAGAAGAGUCGAAUAGCCCUGCAGCAGCCUUGAAAACCAUAAUAUGGCUUAUUCUCGCGAACCAACCAGAUCUAGCCACGCACCUGUCAAAGAAGGCUGACUGCACCGACCGCCGAUCUUUCAACGAUCCCAACGAUUUCUUGGCCUUGUCUGACAUCUUUUAUAACAUAAUAGAAGAUGAGCGUUUCGCAAAAACGUACAUAGUCGUUGGUUCUAUCGAGGAUUGCAUAUCUGGGAAUGGUUGGCCUGGAGUCGAUCACUUUCUGGAUCUGAUCGCUCAGUCCUUAAAGCUGUCUAACAAAAUCAAAUGGCUUAUUUCAAGUGAUGAAUCGGAGCGCUUCCAAAAAGCAUUUCUGGACAAUGGCUGCCAACAUUUCAAAUUGGGUUGGCGUUCAUUAGGCAUGAAUGUUACAAUUUUGGCAUACAUAACGGCCAAAGUAGAAGAUCUCAUCAAGACGAAGAAAUAUGACGAGGAACUUGCGGAUGAAGUUGUUGACGGAUUAUUGCUUGCGUCCCAAGGAAACUACCUAUGGGUAGAUAUCGUCUACGAAGCACUGCGCUCCGAAGAAACCUGGUAUGCGACCGAUCUGCUUCACGAUGUGAAAGGGACCAAUGUCUUGAAUGGCAGUCUUUAUGACUGUAUGUUUGGCAUUUUCGACAAGUUUCCACGUCGGGAUAAGGAGUAUUGCACCAUGGUACUCUCAAUAAUGGCUCUUACGCAUGACACACUACGCAUUGAUGAACUGGAUGCCCUCGCGCACUUGGGGAAACGAGUCGAUUUAAUGAACAUAUUAAAGAAGUGCUCUGCUUUCCUAGUUACAGACGAAAACCGAGUCUCGUUUAGACACCAGUCGGCUAAGGCCUACGUACGGGAAAGAGUCUUAUCUCCCAGCCAACUACCUCGGCUACAUUCGGAGCUUGCGAAAAAUUGUAUCGAAUUCGUAGGCGAGACUCUCCGCAAGAACAAGCGCACAGUAAAAUCCCAACUGGCAGAUGGGAAUAAUGCUACACAAGACGACGCUAGUUGCUAUUCCACACUCAACUGGAUAACACAUCUGUCGGAGAUACAAGAUAUUGAAAACGAUCCCGAUGUAUACAAAAAGGUCUGCUGGUUCUUCUCGAACCACUUCUUAGAAUGGGUUCAAGAUCUGGUUUUGCAGGAGCAGCUGCCUAUGGCAGCUACCAAAUUACAAAAUCUGGAUUUUUCAUUACAACUAAGGAUAUCUCAAGAUCGCACCAUCGAACUGCUAGGAGCCAUUAUCCAAGAUGCAUAUCUCUUCAUUCGACUUCAUCAAUCAUUAAAUACCCCCAAAGAUGUCAGUGUGCAUAAUACACUUCUUUUCAGUCCGACGGAAAGCAUUAUCAAAAGGGUAUGGGUUAAGAAAGCCUUCCCCUGGCUCUUAUCCCCUCCAGCAAUGGACCGACAGUGGGGUCGUAACAUCAGGACAUUCGAUGGCCACACCGACCGAGUGAGAUCCGUGGCCUUCUCGUCUGACGGAAAACUCAUAGCUUCCGGUUCUGAUGACUCUAGCGUGCGCAUUUGGGAUGCCGAAACGGGUACGACACAACAUAAGUUCAAGAGACACGGCGGAUGGAUCGAUAGUGUCGCUAUUUCGAGCCGAGGGAUCGUCGCUGUCGGUUGCGAUGAUGGCCCAAUUAUCAUGUGGAGUCUGUCUACAGGCCGCGAAGUGAGAAGGCUCCCGACUGAGCCCGAGACUGUGAGUAGGGUUUGCUUCUCGAACGAUGGAAGCAAACUCGCGGUGUACAGUUCCUGCACAGUGAGGAUAUGGGAUCUCGACAGUGAAGUAUCCGAAUCUGGCACAUUGAAGAGUUGCUAUAUCGAGCAUUCGAAUGAUGUGGGAUGUAUAGCUUUUGGUAAAGACGAUAGGUUAUUGGCCACAGGCGCUUGUGACUCCAAAAUCAGAGUCUGGGACUUGGAACAGGGGGAGAUAGCUGUCACUUGGCUAAAAACCCACGAUGAUCUAGGGACCAACGGCGAACCUAAAGAGCAUGAUAAGUUAGAGGCAACAAGUGAAGCUACGGAACCUCGGCUGGUUACGGAGAUUACUCAUCUGCGUGAGCCACUACGAACCCUCGACUGUCACACGGGAGCGAUGAAUUCUGUCGCAUUCUCGCCCGACUCGAAAAUUAUCGCCUCCGGGUCAGAUGACGGCAUAGUCUGGAUCUGGGAACUAGACGCCGGUGAGCCUGGAAAAGAAGUCUGUAAGCCUCUCGAAGCAAAUCGCGGCGCGGUACACUCUAUUGCAUUCUCUCCUGAUGCCAACCGGUAUAUCCUCGCUUCUUGCACGGAGCGAGCUAUCGAUAUCUGGGAUGCCAAGAUUGGCGAACAUUUGAUGGUGAUGAGAUCUCCAUCGACAACAUUACACGACAUUGCUUUCUCGCCAACGGGAGGUUACUUUGCCACCGGAGCUUCUGACUUUGGUGUACACCUCUGGUAUUUUGCCAAAACAUCAAAGGAAGCAGAACAAACUAGCAUAUUCAAGCCAGGACGGAUAAACGACUUAUCACUAAGUCCUAACGAUCGAGUCUUAGCCAUAGCUCACGAGGGGGGCCACCUAAUUCUCUGGGACACUGAGACCAACAACGAGCUUUGCAACCCGCGGAUGGAUAGUGGGCACACGGAAAGUGUAGUGUCUGUCUCCUUCUCCCCCAUGAAAGGGUCGAUGCUGCUUUCCUCCAGUACAGAUCACAGCAUCAGUAUCUGCGAUGUCAAGACGGGCAAGCGACUUCACCGAUUCCUCAGCCAUGCGGACUGGAUCAGGUUUUCCGUCUGGUCACCCGACGAGAAUUACAUAGCCUCUGGUUCAGAAGACGGCGCGGUUCGUAUCUGGAAGAUAGGAGAUAUGGAUGACCAGAAACCUCAAAUUCUCAGACACGGCAAUGAGGACUAUCCCUUGAGCGUCUCCUUCUCCCACGAUAGCCAACUUAUCGCGACGUGCGGCAACGAUAGAAAAGUCUUGAUAUGGAAACGAACACAAAACAAGAAUGGCUGGUAUAUACACCGCAAGCUAGAAGGCCAAGCACUGAGCGUUCUGAUUUCCCCCGGCUCGACGAAGCUGUUGGUGGGCUCCUCUUCCAUGAUCAGAAUCCACGAUUUAAACACUUACCAGAAAUCGAACACCAUCACAACCAAGCACAAGAUCAAGAAGAUGUGGUUCGACAAACACUGGCUAAGCCACGUCAUGACAGAAUACGGCGCCAUACCGCUCAACAGUUCUUCCACGGAGCCAUCCCAGGCUCCGUCAUGGUGUCCCUACUGGCGUUCCAUAGAUCCGCUGAAAGACGAGGAGUGGAUCAUGUGGUAUGACAGGAAGGUCAUCUUCAUCCCGAAGGAGUUCAGACCGAGUGUUUGUGGCGUUUUUGGCCAUAUGGUUGUCGUUUGCACGAAUAAUGGACAUAUUCACGUGUACCGGUUUUCUAAGACGAUGAACCCUGGCAUUACUGCAUAGAUGCCGUUUACCUACCUACUCGAGCGGCACUUUGAAAUCUCGGGAAUCUUAUCUGGGGGGCUCUAUCCAAUUUGAUCAAUUUCUUUCUUUCUUUAUAACAUGGGGGGGGAGGGGUUCGUGAUGAAUUGACGAUAUAUAAUGACAUAACGCAUGACGGGCUUUGGUUUAUGGGGUUUAUGAAAUAUGUGCUAAGUGGGCGAGGGUAUGAUAUAUGAGGAGUAUGAAGGGGGAAUUCUCAAGAAAUUGCAGCAAGUCAGGGGUGAGGUUGAAGUUUUACGAUAGGAUUUGUUUAUCAAAAAGGUUACCUGAUAUAUCAUAAGAUAGUUUUACAGCCUCAGUAAAUAUUCAAUGAUUGAAG